Cheilinus undulatus (humphead wrasse) is the source of this 1534-nucleotide messenger RNA. RefSeq lists its product as uncharacterized. The record is from RefSeq and is a predicted model, not a curated record. Gene Ontology annotation, molecular function: ubiquitin binding. NCBI's taxonomy places the organism in Eukaryota, Metazoa, Chordata, Actinopteri, Labriformes, Labridae. Bases 55 to 864 code for a protein of 269 amino acids. The transcript has 4 exons.
UUACUCCGUAGUAGCGCGAAAUUUCGAAGCUUUCCGUCAAAGCAACUCAUCUAAAUGGCUGAAAAUUAUUCAAAAUCUAAACUGAAACGGAAGAAAUACUCUGCGGAGGAUCUUCAACCGGAUGUAUGUUCAAGAGGAGCACAAAGGAAGGGUCACGGUAAUGGGGCUGCAGAGCCUGGAAGGUCGGCCGUUCCUGCAGACGUGUGGUGGAACAGGGAGCAGCUUCCUGCUGUGGAUGCUCUGUGGGCGUUAACACUGAAGUCUGCUCUGCCUUACCUGCAGAAUAAGACCUUGGACCUUAUCCCUGAUCUUCCAGAACCAUCUACAGCUAGACCCUCAGCUGCGAUGGCAGAUGAUCAGGGGUGGUGUGGUCUCAGCCUAGAGGUCCCCCCCUUUCCUGAACUGUCUACAAGGACACCAUCAAGUCCACCCGCAGUCAGCUCCUCCCAUCAGGACCUCCCAGCUCAAACCCAGCCUGCAGCAGACACACCUGAGCAUGAGGCAUCCUCUAACAGCAGGAAACAUCUCCGACCGUCUCUUAAAACUUUAAACAGAAGAACUGAGAGUGUUGGAGGAGGAGAGGAGAAGAGAGAUGACAGACAGCUCCUCCAGAACCAGCGUAGGGUCUCUGACAGCCCGGUCUUUAUGGAGGAGGAGGCAGGAAAUACAGAAGAAGUGAUGGAGGAUGGAGAGGGGGAGGUGCAGGGGAGUAUGAGAAAGGAUGGAGGAGCAGCAGGAGGAGAAGGAGUGCUGCAGAGCUGCCCCAUGUGUCUGCUGGUGUUUCCUGCUGGGUUCACACAGAUGGACUGUGACGGCCACCUGGCCAAGUGUCUGUCUGAGGUGAACGUGGACGUCACCUGGUGAGGGGGGAGGGGCUCUGACUGCUGUCCAGGAGCUAUGAGAUGCACAGAUAACCCCCCUCCCCUACCUGCUGCCAACAUGGUGCAGGAUGAUGAUGAUGAUGAAGAGGAGGAGGCUCUAAGUGUUUACCACAGGAUUAAAGUGGGAAUGGACCUGAGCUUGUGAAGCUCUUGCCCAGUCGUCUGACCACUUAAAACACUUUAAACCAGCAGGCCACUGAUGGUGAAGGCUGCUGUGUACAGUGGACAUCAGUACUAACUAAUACCGUUAAUACACAUUCAUGUCACUGACUCAGCAGUCGGAGCAAUGUGGAGUUUAGUGAACACAUCAUCAUGUGACCAAAGGCUCAAACCCUCCAUCAUCUAGAUAAAAGACGGCCGACUCGACCUACUGAGCCAUCGUCAGCUCUGAUAAUGAGGAUCAUUACUCUGUAACUGGGUGGUGCACACACUAGGGAUGGGCAGGAGUGCUUGAUGAUGCUGAUGAGUGGAAUAAAAUAUGGACGUCUGCUAAAACCUGGUUCUGCUUCUGCAUUGGGUUUGUUGACUGCGUCGCUCUGCAACAGUCCGCCCAAACCCUUCCUGGCAGCAGAGGCCAUCGAGGAUCCGUAUCGCCAUACACGUUGAUGUGGGAUGGUAAAAUGUCCUAAUAAACAUGUCCUGCUCUGAAUUCA